Grammomys surdaster is the source of this 1496-nucleotide messenger RNA. Its product is annotated as serpin B6. Gene Ontology annotation, cellular component: cytoplasm. The coding region runs from base 236 to 1375 and encodes 379 amino acids. NCBI's taxonomy places the organism in Eukaryota, Metazoa, Chordata, Mammalia, Rodentia, Muridae. The record is from RefSeq and is a predicted model, not a curated record. The transcript has 8 exons. Gene Ontology annotation, biological process: negative regulation of endopeptidase activity. Gene Ontology annotation, molecular function: serine-type endopeptidase inhibitor activity.
AAUCGUGCGGCCCCCGCCCCUUCCGGGAAACCAGUUGUCAGGAAACUAGCGGCGGCCCCGGCCCCCUGCGCUGACUUACCUCAGAGUCGUUUCUUCGGCCAAGUACCCCGGCCCAGAUGCAGCUUCAGAAGCCAGAGUCAUUUCUUAAACACCACAGACGUGUGGCAUUCCUGUACUGGCCUGAGUCUUAUGCUGAGCCUGUAGCUCUCUCUGGAAAUAACAAAGCCUCACCAUCAUGGAUCCUCUACGGGAAGCAAAUGGAACCUUUGCCUUAAACCUUUUGAAAAUACUGGGUGAAGACAGCUCAAAAAAUGUAUUUUUGUCACCCAUGAGCAUCUCCUCAGCCCUGGCCAUGGUCUUCAUGGGGGCAAAAGGAACGACUGCAAGCCAGAUAGUUCAGACACUGUCUUUGGAUAAAUGCAGCGGCAAUGGAGGUGGAGACGUCCACCAGGGCUUCCAGUCCCUUCUCACCGAAGUGAACAAGACUGGCACACAGUACUUGCUCAGAACAGCCAACAGGCUCUUCGGGGAAAAGACUUGUGAUCUUUUAGCAUCUUUCAAGGAUUCCUGCCGCAAGUUCUACGAAGCAGAGAUGGAAGAGCUGGACUUUCAGGGUGCUACAGAGCAGUCCCGACAGCACAUCAACACCUGGGUAGCCAAAAAGACAGAAGAUAAAAUCAAAGAGCUCCUGUCUCCAGGUACAGUGAAUUCUGACACAUUGCUAAUCCUUGUGAAUGCCAUCUACUUCAAAGGAAACUGGGAGGAACAGUUUAACAAAGAGGACACCAGGGAGAUGCCAUUCAAAGUCAGCAAGGAUGAGAAGAAACCUGUGCAAAUGAUGUUUAAGAAGUCUACCUUUAAGAUGACCUAUAUUGGAGAGAUAUUCACCAAGAUUCUGUUGCUUCCCUAUGUUGGCAAUGAGCUGAACAUGAUCAUCAUGCUUCCAGAUGAACACGUUGAGCUGAAAACAGUGGAAAAGGAAAUAACUUAUGAGAAAUUUAUAGAGUGGACAAAUCUGGACAAGAUGGACGAAGAAGAGGUAGAAGUAUUUCUCCCAAAGUUUAAACUGGAGGAGAACUAUGACAUGAAGGAUGUCCUCAGCAAGUUGGGCAUGACCGAUGCCUUUGACGGGGGCAGGGCAGACUUUUCUGGAAUAUCCUCCAAGCAAGGCCUGUUUCUGUCUAAGGUGGUACAUAAGGCCUUUGUGGAGGUGAAUGAGGAGGGCACAGAGGCUGCAGCUGCCACAGCUGGCAUUAUGAUGAUGAGGUGCAUGAGGUUCACCCCCCGCUUCUGUGCCGACCGCCCCUUCCUUUUCUUCAUUCAGCAUGUUAAGACCAAUGGGAUUCUGUUCUGUGGCCGGUUCUCCUCUCCCUGAGGAAAGGGUGUUCCUGUCAGUCUUUUACCCACUCUCCACUGUUUGCCUGUGACCUAAGUGACCUUAUCCAUAAGUGCAAUGAGAGUUAUGAAAUAAAGGGCUUUAUUUCACCCCACCUUCA